UUUAUUCGCAGUCAGUCAGCCGACGAUUGUUGAACCCGACAGACGUGCGCGCACUACAUAUGUAGCCAGUCAGCUCGAUCGGCGAGCUUACCCGUUUUUCCCACUGUGUUUUUUUUCGACAAUUUCGCGUGCAAAGCGUUGAUCACUGCCAAAAAUUGCUUUGUCUUCCUGCCCCCCAUGUGUGACGCAGUCUUCAACAAAGGUUCUGUGGAACUGCAAACGGGAUAAGCAAACCGAAACCCUUGUGAGUGAAAAGAAAGUGCCUACGAAAAGGAGUUGAUUAAAAGUUGAAUACUAAUUGAAAAGGAGCCGCCGCCUGCAAAGUGAACGAUCCGUCAAUCAUAAAUUAAUCAAAGCAUUACGUUACAACACAAAAAACGAUUUUCGGACUCGGAUUCUCUUCACUUUUUUUUCCGAGCGGAGAGUAAAAACAAAAAAAAAAGUCAAGAAAGCAAGAGGAAGAGGAAGAGCAGGAGGGAGCCAACAACAAAAUGUGCCGCUGCUGUCAAAACUGCUGGGAAGAUUUCUACUGGAAUUGCUUCGAGGAGCGUUUCUGCUACGACGAAUCCAUCGCCAACUACAAUCCCGAGGAGGACGAGGACUACCUGGCAUCCAGAAAGAAUGGCCAGAUUAUUGGACGCAUACAGCCGACAUCGGCGGAUAAUAAUAAUUCGCUGACGGUGCCCCAGCCGAUUUGCGAUCAGCCGCAAAUGAGGCAGGGCAACUCGAGCCUGGGCCUGAGCCUAAUGAGCGCCAAGAUCCACGAGGAGGACUAUCGCCGCGAGACGCAGAUCAAUGUGCCCAACUUGGGGCCAGAGAUACUGGCGGUGUUUGCCAACUCGCAGAUCUUCCAGGACCAUCAGCCCACCAAGCUGAACCGGAUCAGCACCAAGACCUAUCUGGCCGGGAUCCAUUCGCCGAAUCGCGAGAUGCCGACAACACCGCGUCUCAGUGAUCAGGAUCGUUUGCUGCGGCGACUGGAAGGAGAUGCCACUGAUGCGAGAACAGGAUCGGCUGAGAAGCGAAUCACCUUCACAUUGGCUCCCAGCUCCGCCGAAUGCUCGCCCUCGGGUAGCCAAACGACCCUUACUCCCAAAAAAUUCGAGGCCAUUGCCGAGGAGGAGAAGGAGGAUGACAAGGCCGAUGAUGAUGAGGAGGAGGAGGAGGUCAUGGAGGAGGUGGUGCUGCGACCUCGCCUCAUCGACCGGCAUCCCCAUCUGCUGUCCAAUCCCAGUGGCCUGACCACCACGCCCAAACGGAUCCUGCGAUCCGCCAAGAGCGUUCCACACAUGCAUGUCCGCUCGUCGGCCAGUGAGACGGAUAUAUUCUCCAUAAGCGGUACGAUGACCGGAAGCAGCCAGAUCAGCAUGACGCCGGAGGUACCAUCGAUCUCGUUCAGUAAUCUGCCGAAGAACUACGAGGACACUCCCACCAUCGAGAAGUACAGGGUGUCGCAGAGUCUGUAUUCCAUUCAGACGGCAAAUGCUGCACGGGCCACGCAAGAUGAUUACUCCAUGCCGCGCUACUUCCGUCGAUCUGCCAUGCUAUUGACCCAGAGCUCUGAGGUCCUGCCCGGCGCCAGUUCACUGGCCUCCAUGUCGCCAUCGAUCGCCUCGUCCUCUGCCUCGCCCGGUUCCUCCAAGGAUGAGCUGCGUCGCCCAGAGAAGGAGAAAAGCAAACGACUCCAGAUGUUGCGCGGAAAUCUACCGCCCUUACUUAUCCAUUCCGUGUCCUUCAAAAGAAAUCGCGACGAGGGCAAGCAGGUUGACUAAUCGCCCUCCAGAUAUAUAUAUAUAUAUAUAUAUACAUUUAUAUAAUUGUUAACCACUUUGUCCAUGUUUUUAAUGUCUAAAAUGUAUUAGCCGUUAGUACCUGCUUAUGCGAUUUCUGUAUUAUCUUCUAAGCAAUGACCUUGUCCAAACAAUUCUUCAGUAUUCGGAUGUACUUCAAUUUGAGUUAAUGAUUGAUAUUACAAAAUAAAUUGUAUUUUAUCCAAAAAAAAAAAACAAUA
Drosophila yakuba is the source of this 2011-nucleotide messenger RNA. RefSeq lists its product as uncharacterized. NCBI's taxonomy places the organism in Eukaryota, Metazoa, Arthropoda, Insecta, Diptera, Drosophilidae. The record is from RefSeq and is a predicted model, not a curated record. Bases 492 to 1772 code for a protein of 426 amino acids. The transcript has 6 exons.